AUGGCGCAUAAAUACUUCAACCGUAAACCCGAUGAUUGGAACAUUACGGAUUUCCUUAAAGAAUAUGGAGUGGAAUCAUUCAGGGACAGAAUAGGAUGUUACCUUAUGUCACUUGAGAGUAUAAUAAAUAAUGGAAAAGAUGAAAGAUGGACCUUCAAAGCUUUCUGCCAUUCAAGUCUUCAAAGCCGAGCCACGAAGCUAGUGUUGGGACGCAGACAAUCUCAAAGCUUGUCUGACAAGCACAAGCGUGAACAAGCUAGACCCUCCGUUCACCUUAAUAAUCCAAUAUUUACGGGAAAUCCUUUGGUUGAAAAUGCUGGAAACAUUAACGGCAGAUCUUCUAUCAAUAAUAUCAAUGAUUAUUUCCCACGACUUGAAACUCAACAUGAAGAACCGUUUGAGGAUGUGAAAAAUAAUGAGGAACCGCCUGUUGUUGGGCUACCGGAUGAUAUUCCAAAGCAGUAUUGCCAAGUCGGGUAUACGACGCCAAUGUCUCAUAGCCCAGCAUUAAACAAUUCACCGGUAGAGCCUCCAAUGCUCGUCGAUCAUAUCAAUAAUCCAUUCUUGGAGAAAGAUGAGGUAGAUGUUAUCUUAAUAAUAGAUGAUGUUGAUGAUCUAUGCUUUAUGGACGGAGACUCAGCUGAUGAUUAUAAGAUAGAAGAGACCAACGUGUCUCAUUUGUUCCGGAACUAUCAGAACAAUUCCAUAAAUAUGCAAAAACAGAAGGUUUAUUUGUUGAUUGAGAUUCACCAACGAAUUAUCCCGACACAGCAAACUGCAUUGGAUUUAGAGUGUGAAGCAAAGUUCAGGGAUGCAAUAAAGCGAGUCAUUACCCUUUACGAAGAUCAAAAUGAUCCUAGUGAAAUGACAUUGGUAACAAACUAUUUAGAUCACGUAAUGAGGGAGAUGUUGCAUGAUCCCAACAGACACAUUGUUGAAUGGCCCAAUACAAGUCUUGAUGAAAGCAAGGCGAGGAAGUCAGAAGGAAGAUCCAAACAACCAGACUUCGUAGUAACUGUGAUUCAUCAAUUGCAGACAUGCGGUGUCAUAUUUGUGGGCGAAACCACAAAGAGAAGAAAUCACGGACGUAACAAACAUGGACGUGGUCAUGUCAAGCCAGUGCGGUGUUCUAAUUGCGCUCGCUGCGUUCCAAAGGACAAGGCUAUUAAACGCUUUACUGUUCGUAACAUGGUAGAAAGUGCAGCUAUUCGUGAUAUUACCGAUGCUUCUGUUUACCAAGUUAGAGUAAGAUCACGCGAAGGUCGUCGUAAUCGUGCUCCACCACCAAGAAUUCGAUAUAACAAAGAUGGCAAAAAGAUUAAUCCUAAUGUUCAACAAAAAGCGACUACAUAA
Funneliformis caledonium is the source of this 1353-nucleotide messenger RNA. NCBI's taxonomy places the organism in Eukaryota, Fungi, Glomeromycota, Glomeromycetes, Glomerales, Glomeraceae. The record is from the annotation of a GenBank genome assembly.